Molecule: messenger RNA, 1883 nt
Organism: Ictalurus furcatus (blue catfish)
Lineage: Eukaryota; Metazoa; Chordata; Actinopteri; Siluriformes; Ictaluridae
Gene: cfap45
Product: cilia and flagella associated protein 45
Exons: 12
Coding region: 169-1785 (538 amino acids)
Source: RefSeq, a predicted model, not a curated record
ACAUAAUAACAAACCGCUGUAGCAUUGCUAGCGCUAGUUGCUGUCACUGAAUCUGUGAGUGUAGCUGUCUGUGGAAGCUCGUAGCUUAACAACAAACCACUGUGUUUGUAUGAAAUAGAGGUAUAAUACGUAUUGUUCGUUAGUGCUUGCUGAAAUCUGAAAAGAAGUAUGCCUCAGUGUAGGACAUCAGCAUCUACACGACAGUCCAAUAACAGUGCUCAUGCGCGCCGUUACCGGACACGUGCCCUCACUUCCCAAGUGGACGAAACUCUUUUUGGAACAGUCAAACAGUCUGCAUGUGAAGAUAAGAACCUUGCUAAAGGUGGCUCUGCUCCUCCCACCAAGGCACAAAACAAUCCUCAGACAAUCCGUAUCAUCACCAAGGACCUCAUCAGGGAUAUCAGAAUUCCCCACGAGGACCCAUCUGGACACUCUGUUAUCCUCAGCCCAUCUGAAAUUAAACGCAUCAUGGGUAAGUCGCGUGUACUCACGAAAGAGGAGAGGGAAGCGGCACUGGAGACCCAGCGCAAAGCUCGGGAAGAGGCCAUGGACGCUGCUGAGGAAAGGAAGGUGCUCAUGCGGCAAGCAGAUUUGUCCCGUCAGAAGAACCAAGGCCUUAGCGAGCUGGAGGCCGAGGCUAGGGAGCGUGCUCAGUAUUUACUGGAGAAGGCGUACACCCUGAGAAUGGAGCAAGAAGAAGAAAUCAAAAAGCUUAACGAGCUGAUUCUGGGUGCGCAGUGCCAUGCGGUGAGGGACGCGCAGAUUCAGGAGAAGAAGCAGAUUCUGUCCGAGUUGCAGGAAGAGGAGCGUAGGCUGGAUGCCAUGAUGGAGGUGGACCGUCGGCGGGCCCUUGAGGUUCAGGAACAGAUUGACGAGCUGCGCAAAAAUCACAGGAUUCAGGGGAAGAUGUGCAUCAUGAAACAGAUUGAGGAGCGUCAGGAGGAGAACAUGCUGCAGGAUGAGCUGAAGGAACAGUCAAAGCAGCAGUUGCUGGAGAGCCUGGAAAGGAUGCAGGUGGAGGAGUUGGAGGCUAUGGAGAAGAAGAAAGCAGAUCAAAAAAGGCUUCAGCUGGAAAUUAUGAGAAUCAACGAGGAGAACUUGCUCGCCAAGGAGCGCAGGAAAGAAGAGGAGAAGCUGGCUGACCUUCAUGCUAUGGAAUUUACACGCUCGAAACUGGAGCGAGAGGCAGAGUAUGAGGCUGAACAGAUCAGAAUAAAGAAGGUGAAGGAGAAAGAAGUGGCACAAAUGAGGGCUCUUCAGGAACGAGACAGAGACCGGAAAGCCGAACAGGAUGCUCUCAGGGAUCGUAGGAACCUGGAAGCUGCUGAACGGGAAUGGAGACGGAAAGAGAAAGAGCAGACCAAGAAAAUGCUGGAGCAGGAAGAGAGACUGAAGGCGUCCCGUCUUCAGCAGAUCACCCAUAAAGAGCGCAUGCUGUCUAUACAAGCUGGACGAGAGAGGGCCGAGUUUGAGCGGCUCCUGAGGGUCCAGCAGGAGCUCAUCAAACGGGAGAAGGAGAAGGAGGAACGGCAUCAGCAGCAGGUCCUGCAACACGCUGACGGGGUCCGGGAGCAGGUUCGGGAGCGGGAGGCUCAGGCAGUUGCCAGGAGGAGAGAGAAGUUCCGUGAAGGAGAGAAGCUGGAUGAAGAAGCGCGUGUCCGCCGAGCACGUCUGGACGAGAUUAAAGAGAAGAAGCUAAAGGAGUUGAAGGCGGCUGGACUUCCAGAGAAAUACUGCAGUGAAGUAGAGCGGAAGAUUAAAAUCUUACCCACCCUGGUGCGUUGAAGAAGAAUGUACUACGGAUCCGCAUUAAAAAAAUAAAACGACGAUAUCUUUUACUAUGUAAUUUAUAACAAAAUAAUCCAAUAAAAACGGUUCUCAGA